AUGCCUGCUGUACACGCUGAAGGUGAACCAACACCAAAUCUCGUUGAACGUCAAAAGCGACUAACUCAACAGAUCUCCAUCGUCGUUUCAACAAUUUUAUUCGCUGCUUUCGUUACAUAUCCGAUGUAUAUUAUACUUCAAGAUGAAUUAAAACCAAUUACAAUCGAAAAGCCUACCUUGCAGAUGUACGAAACAUUGUCCAUUUCGUAUAUGAAUACAUUAACAUGUACCUGUAGUAAACCAGCAAUUCCUUUCGGACAAGUUGUUCAACUAAAGUAUGUUUUACAUCAGGUGUGUAGUAGUGAUUUUGUCAAAUCUGAUUGGAUUUAUAAUCUGGCUGUUUCAAAUGGGACAAAAUUCUGGGCGGAUUUUCGCGUAACUGCUUCAUCGGCGUUUCAAACGCUGGCGGAUAUUUGUCAAUUAACAUCGCGCACAAUUGAAAAUAAUUUAAUGGAAUUUUAUUCCCAUUCAUUUGUUAGCGUAUAUAUUUCAAAUUCCUUGGACUUUCAAACGCUAAUGAAUGCGUCUAUUUCACAGUUUGUCUUGUCAGUUAUCAAUCAAUUUUCCACAUCUUUCGCUAUGAUUCGAAGUACUAUUCAAAAUAAUGCUUUGCUAUCUGCUAUACAAACAAAUUAUCAACUAAUGGCAAACAAUGUUAGUCAAGUCGUACCGUCUACACGAAUUUAUGACAAUUGUAGUUGUUCUACGACAUCAAUGUGUUCCCGUUCAUCGGCUAUUUAUUCUUAUCCAAAUCCGAUAAAACUAUUUAACGUAUCGGGUUUUUACAUCGGUUGUUAUGUUCUCGAUACAUUACUUAAUUCUAAUUUACAAUGCUUGUUUGAUCGAAUGUGUCUAUCUACUUUACAACGUUAUUUAGAUUCGCGGCCAUCAACUCCGCCAACAGAGUUAAAUGCAUCUGCACCAAGUCGUUUCACUCAAUAUACACCUAUUCAUUUACUUGUAGACCAGUUGAUGGUAGAGCAAUGGAAUCCUUCAUUCGAUUUCUAUAGCUACUAUUCUGCUUGUCAACCGAUACAAUGUACUUACACUACAUGGGUACGAAAGGAUUCGAUAUAUAUGGCGACGAUGUCAAUUGGCUUAAUUGGUGGUCUUAUUGCGAUUUUAAACUUCGGGGUUCCACGGGUUGUGAAAUUCUUCGUAUUUUUGGGUUUAAAAUCUGAACCAGCAGUUGUGCGAACGCUGACUGUGAUUUCAGGAAGAUAG
This is a messenger RNA of Adineta ricciae, 1224 nucleotides long. Lineage: Eukaryota; Metazoa; Rotifera; Eurotatoria; Adinetida; Adinetidae. The record is from the annotation of a GenBank genome assembly.